AUGCCGAAAUUUGAAGGUGGUGGUAAAAAGAGUGGGGAAGAGAAGAACAAGUUGUUAAAAGAUGUUGAAACCAUAAACAAAGCUCUGGACAGAGAAAAAAGCUCUUCCGUGAAUUCAACAUCUUCAAAAUCCGCCGACAAAUCAUGUUUACAUGAUCCCAAAUCAAUGUCUAAGGAUAAGAAAUCCAGAUGGAGUUGGAAGCCAUUGGAGGCCCUUUCCCUCACCCGCGGUAGGAGGUUCAAAUGUAGUUUUUCUCUCCAUGUCCAUUUGAUUGAAGGUUUGCCUUCAAGUUUCAAUGAUUCUUUUCUUUGUGUGUAUUGGAAGAGAAAGGAUGUGCUUUUGGUGACCCCUCCAGCCAAAGUGAUUCAAGGUGCAGCUGAGUUUCAAGAGGUGGUUUUGAAUCACCCUUGUUCAAUAUAUGGAAGUAGGAGUGGACCUCACAAUUCUGCAAAAUAUGAAGCUAAGCAUUUUUUGCUCUAUGCUUCUAUGCUUGGCGCGCCGGAACUCGAUUUGGGGAAGCACAGGGUGGAUCUCACAAGGUUGCUUCCUCUCACACUGGAAGAGCUUGAGGAGGAGAAAAGCUCAGGGAAGUCCACUACAAGUUUUAGAUUAUCAGGAAAGGCCAGGGGUGCUGUAAUGAAUGUCACUUUUGGGUAUGUUGUUGUUGAUUAUAAUAGUAGUGGUACUAGAGACAACCAUGGUGGUGCUCCUAAUGUAAUGACAUCCAGGCAAAGUAGCUUUCAUUUGAUCGACCCAGAUGUCAAACCUAGUCAGGCUAACAGGUUUGUCAGACGUACCGGAAGUUUGCCGAGCUUUACCGGUCAUUAUUAUUCAUCUCAAAAUGUCGAUGAGGUAAAGGAUCUUCAUGAGGUGUUGCCAUCAUCAAUGUCCGCAGCAGCCAGCUUAGUGGACAUUUUAUGCAAGGAAUUUGAUGAGGAAAAGACUUGUAGUCCUCAGCAUGACAAACCUCAACUUGAAGGAUUUAAAGAAAAUAUUGAGCCGAUGAAACUGGCUGUUUGUUCAACUGAUAUUGAAAAAGAAAAACCAGAAGAGAAUCCAGGUACUGAAGGAAAAACAUGCAGUGCAGUGCAUGACAAACCAGAAUUUAGCAUGUUUCUAGAAAACAUAGGGACAGUUGAGCCUGACAGUUGUCCUUUACCUGAUUCUGGAAUAGAAAAUCAUGAAGAAUGCGAAGGUAAUGAAUUUUCUGUAGUUGAUCAGGGCAUCGAAUUUUCAUCAAAUGAACAUGUUAACCUAGAGGAAUCCCUCGUAAAAGUUGUUGUUAAUUCUCAUACAAUUGACGGUAUCGGCCCCCUUCAUACUGCUGGUAUGCAAUUAUCUUUUCCAGACAGUGCUAGAGAGUAUUCCCUGGAUGAACUGAAUGACAGUUCUAGGGACAGUUUCGUGGUACAUGAAUUUUCUUAUGAAAAGGAUGUCGAAUGCACGAAAGAACAUCUACUGCAAGAACUAGAAUCAGCUUUAAAUAAAGUCACAGAGUUUGAGACAGUGGCAAUGGAAUCUCCUAAAAUUAUUGAAGCCAAAUCUGAAAGUAAGAUGAGAAAGGCACGUAGCUUGGAUGAUAUUACAGAAUCAGUUGCCAGUGAAUUUUUAAGUAUGCUAGGCAUAGACCAUAGUCCAAGGGGUUUUAGUUUUGAAACCGAGCCUGAGUCUCCAAGAGAGCGCCUUUUAAGACAAUUUGAGAAGGAUGCUGAGUCUGAGGGCUUCUCUUUGUUUGAUUUUGGCACAGGCAAUGAUAAUGAAGUAGACAGUGGCUAUGAUGCUUCUUUUGAAUCUGAGCAGUGGAUGCUUUCUACAGGUAUUAAGCCGCCAUCCUUUUUGCCAGAUCAACAGAAAGGGCAUCAAAUUCUGUCUGAGUAUGUGAGGGGCAAACAGAAAGCACAGAUGAUAGAAGAGUUGGAAACAGAAGCCUUAAUGCGUAAAUGGGGUUUGGAUGAGAAGACCUUUCAGCCUUCUCCACCGAAAGACUUUACUGGUUUUGGGAGUCCAAUACAUUUUCUACCUGAAGAGCCUCUCACAUUACCUCCUCUGGCAAAGGGGUUAGGUCAUCUUCUUCAGACAAAAGAUGGGGGGUUUCUACGGUCAAUGAAUCCCUCACUUUUCACGAAUAGUAAAAAUUGUGGGAGCUUAAUCAUGCAGGUUUCUAACCCUCUUGUGAUGCCUGCUGAAAUGGGUUCUGGGAUAAUGGAGAUUUUGCAGUGUUUGGCUUCAGUGGGACUGGAGAAGCUUUCAAAGCAGGCAAACAAGUUAAUGCCUCUGGAAGAUAUCACAGGGAAGACAAUGCAACAAAUAUCAUGGGAAGCGAAGCCAGUCUUGGAGGGAGAACUUUGGCAAUGCCAUCUGCAACAUGAUUCGGUAACGGGCCAAGAUUCUACUUGCCUGCAAAGGCGCUUGGAAGGAACAUUAACUGGUGGACUGAAGUCUGGUAAGUUAAAUUCAAGUUGGGUUGGCAAUGAGAGAGGCUCAGAGUUUGUUUCAUUGGAAGAUCUUACUCCAUUAGCUAUGGACAAAAUUGAAGCACUUUCACUGGAGGGUUUGAGAAUACAAUCUGGGAUGUCGGAGGAGGAUGCACCAUCAAAUAUAAUUGCACAAUCCUUUGGGGAUUUGUUGGAUAUAAAAGACAACAGUGAUGAUGUUGAUGGGAUAAUGGGCCUAUCAUUAACUCUUGAUGAAUGGAUGAGGCUGGAUUCUGGUGACAUCGAUGAUAUAGAUAAUAUCAGAAAAAGCCCUGGCAGUAAGGGUGGUUUGUUGGGAAACAAUUUCACAGUAGCGUUAAUGGUGCAACUCCGUGAUCCUUUGAGAAAUUAUUAUCAUGUUGGAGCACCAAUGCUUGCGCUUAUACAAGUCGAGAGAGUGUUUGUCCCACCUAAGCAAAAAAUUUACACGUGUGUGUCUGAGGCGGGGAACAAUAAUGAUGAGGAUGAUGAAUGUGAAAGAGUGGCAAGUGUGGAGAUGAAGGCCAACAAAGAGGAGGAAAACGCUGAGGAGGAGAGCAUUCCUCAGUUCAGAAUUGCAGAAGUCCAUGUAGCAGGCCUGAAGACCGUCCCUCACAGAAAGAAGCUCUGGGGCACUCCAUGCCAACAACAGUCUGGUUCCCGCUGGUUGAUUGCUAAUGGGAUGGGGAAAAGUAAUAAGAACCCAUUAUUGAAAUCAAAGGCUGCUUCUAAUUCUAGUGCUCAAGCCACCACAAAGGUACAAUCUGGUGAUACAUUGUGGAGCAUAUCAUCCUGUAUUUAUGGUACUGGAACAAAAUGGAAGGAAUUGGUAGCACUUAAUCCACACAUAAGAAAUCCCAACAUCAUCAUACCCAAUAAAACUAUAAGAAUACGUUGA
Messenger RNA from Abrus precatorius (Indian licorice), 3351 nucleotides. Its product is annotated as protein PLASTID MOVEMENT IMPAIRED 1-RELATED 1-like. The record is from RefSeq and is a predicted model, not a curated record. NCBI's taxonomy places the organism in Eukaryota, Viridiplantae, Streptophyta, Magnoliopsida, Fabales, Fabaceae. Bases 1 to 3351 code for a protein of 1116 amino acids. The transcript has 4 exons.